Molecule: messenger RNA, 1629 nt
Organism: Theobroma cacao (cacao)
Lineage: Eukaryota; Viridiplantae; Streptophyta; Magnoliopsida; Malvales; Malvaceae
Product: brassinosteroid-responsive RING protein 1
Biological process (GO): protein ubiquitination
Molecular function (GO): ubiquitin protein ligase activity; zinc ion binding
Source: RefSeq, a predicted model, not a curated record
CUGUCUGUCUGUCUCUCCCUCUCUCUCACUCUCUCUCUCUCUUUCUCUUGCAUAACACAGAACCUGAACAAACCAAACCAAACCAAAGAAACAAACUCAACAAACUGAAAAAACACACAAAAGGAACACCUUCUUCACGCAUCCCUCACUUUCUUUCAAAAGAAAAAUGGGUUUCCCCGUGGGCUACUCAGAGCUUCUCCUCCCAAGGCUACUUCUCCACACACUUUCUCUUCUUGGUUACCUUCGCAAAUUCAUUUCCACUCUUUUUCUCUAUCUGGGUCUCCCAGAUUUCCUCGAACCCGACAUUAUUCCCUGGCGUGACACCGUCAAUACCGACGUUUCAAACUCCGCCUCCUCGUCUCCAACGCCCCGCCGCAUCCCGGUCUCGGCUCUCCUCAUCCGGGAACUCCUCCCCGUCGUCAAGUUCUCCGACCUAGUCGACCCGCCGGACAGCUGCGCCGUUUGUUUGUACGACUUCGAAGGGCAGGAUGAGAUCAGGCGGCUGACCAAUUGUCGACAUAUAUUCCACCGGAGCUGUUUGGACCGUUGGAUGGGAUAUGAUCAGAAAACAUGUCCGCUAUGUAGAACGUGUUUUGUUCCUGAUGAUAUGCAAGAGACAUUUAAUGAGAGGCUUUGGGCUGCUUCUGGGAUCCCUGAAUUCUUCGGUGAUUAUUCUCAAAUUACUGCUUUUUAGCCAGAGCUGUCAGCUUUAAAUAACCCAAAAAACAAAAAGCAAAGAAAAAAGAUGGUGUUUUUUUUAAUUAUUAUAUUUAUUUUCCUUUUAUCUCAAAGGGGUUGGUGUUGUACAUAUACAUGAAAGAUCCGGCAACAUUACCACAAUGACGAAAAACCAAAAAAGAAAAUUGAGCUAUUGAAUCCCAGAGUUCUUUUUCUUUUUUUAUAAAUUUUUGGAUGAUAGUAUUUUGCGAUUCGUUGCUCCUUUUUCUAUUUUUUGGUUUGUUUUGGGUUAUUGGGUUUGGAUUUGAUGGUGCAUUCAAGUAAUUUUUUCGGGCAGGUUUGAUGAUAAUAAGUGUGGGUUUGAAUGUGAUAAUAAUGAUACUUAAGUUAUGGUAUAGAUAGGUGUAAGGAGUUUGGUGUGUGAAUAAUAUUCUUGCUUAGGUUUGUAGCUUUGUGAAUGCCUAUAUUCAAUCUCUAUGGAGAAUGAGAGUGACAGGAUUAAUUGUUGGUAGGGGUUUGGACAAAGUUGUGGUCUUUGGAAGAAAUAAAAUGGGUUUUGUUUUCACUCUCAAGGUGGGGUAAUGCUAGAUCUACCACUUGUUCAUGUAUCUAAUUAAGCAAAUAAAUAUCACAUUGAAUUUUUUAAAGGAAAAAAAAAAAACCCAAAACAUUUUUGAUUAAAUCCAUAUGGAUUUCAUUGCUCUUUUGAUUUUCUUCAGCAAUAAUAGUUCAUAAAUGAAUACCUAACAGAUGAUAAUCCCAUUGGAAUUUUGUGUGUUUUGUGUCGUCUUCAUCUCUCUUUCUUCUGUAGGGUACCCUCUGAAUUACCCAGCUAAAUCUUUCAAUUGCUAGGAGAGCAUAGGCCGGUUAAAGGAUACCCCAUCUUGGGCUUUGGUUUUAUAUUGUGGUUGGGCUGUCAAAAUUAGUGAAGAAACUAUUUUUUCUUUUUAA